This is a messenger RNA of Oryctolagus cuniculus (rabbit), 1335 nucleotides long. NCBI's taxonomy places the organism in Eukaryota, Metazoa, Chordata, Mammalia, Lagomorpha, Leporidae. The record is from RefSeq and is a predicted model, not a curated record.
CGCGGCCUGCUUGGGAGGUGGGGGGGACCCGUUCUCCGCCAAUCGUCGCUCUGGUCACCCCCUCCGCCAGGCUCGGAGCCCGCUGCCCGGGCCUGGGCUCCUCUGCCCGAGCGCCUAGUACCCGGGCUUAUCUCAUUUCCGUGCCUCCGGGGCAGGGGCCAGCCGCGGGCCUCUCGCUGAGGUAGUCCUCGGGCCCUGGAGGCCCCUCCAGCCUCCGCCGGGCCCGGGAGCAAUUGACGGGAACUUGGAGCCUUUUUGUUUCCUAGCAACCCAGGCGCAGGCUAAGGUGUCGAGUGUCAAAACCGGCACAGUGGCCUACCCUCCCACCUGCCCUGUGUCUUAAACUUUUUGCUUCUUUCAGAGCCUUGGUUCAUCAUCCCUUCUUGAUCCAGCAGCGUUUAUCUAACUCUGAUCCUGCUGCACGGAUCGCGCUCCAAGGGCUUGGCUUCGCUUAAAAUUGAGUGUAUGUUAGAAUGGUCUAGAAUGAGUUUUAUUCUCUCCUGUGUUGGCACCGCUAGGAUUUCCGGGUAUUGAAGUGAUAGUUGCCCUUUGUUUUACCCUUCUGCUUAUUGGUUACUGCAAGGCUGGAGUUUCUGUAGAAAGUGUUUCCUGACAGCAAUGAGAGAAAGUGGAAUACAUUGUCCCCUGUGUCGUGGAAAUGUGACUAGAAGAGAGAGAGCAUGUCCUGAACGGGCCUUAGACCUUGAAAAUAUCAUGAGGAAGUUUUCUGGUAGCUGCAGAUGCUGUGCAAAACAGAUUAAAUUCUAUCGCAUGAGACAUCAUUACAAAUCUUGUAAGAAGUAUCAGGAUGAAUAUGGUGUUUCUUCUGUCAUUCCAAACUUUCAGAUUUCUCAAGAUUCAGGAGGGAACAGUAAUAGGAGUGAAACAUCCACAUCUGAUAACACAGAAACUUACCAAGAGAAUACAAGUUCUUCUGGACAUCCCACCUUUAAAUGUCCCUUGUGUCAAGAAUCAAAUUUUACCAGGCAACGUUUACUGGAUCACUGUAACAGUAAUCACCUAUUUCAGAUAGUUCCUGUGACGUGUCCUAUUUGUGUGUCUCUUCCUUGGGGAGAUCCUAGCCAGAUUACUAGAAAUUUCGUUAGUCAUCUAAAUCAAAGACAUCAGUUUGAUUAUGGAGAAUUUGUGAAUCUUCAGCUAGAUGAGGAGACCCAAUAUCAAACUGCUGUUGAAGAAUCUUUUCAAGUAAAUAUCUGAAGAUUGUAGUCAUCUCUGCAUCUUUGUACCUGCAAGUGCCAUCUUUUAAGAGAAAAGUACAUGAAGUCAUCGUUUUCAGUAACUUGAUGUGUAUAUUAAUAAAAAUAAUUCAGUCUA